Panicum virgatum (switchgrass) is the source of this 1137-nucleotide messenger RNA. RefSeq lists its product as uncharacterized. Lineage: Eukaryota; Viridiplantae; Streptophyta; Magnoliopsida; Poales; Poaceae. Gene Ontology annotation, molecular function: protein binding. The transcript has 3 exons. The record is from RefSeq and is a predicted model, not a curated record. The coding region runs from base 1 to 1137 and encodes 378 amino acids.
AUGGCGGCAGCGCUGAUGGAUGAACUCAUGGAGGCGAUCCUCCUCCGCAUCUCGUCGGACGACCUGGCAGGCCUCGUCCGCGCCGCCCUUGUCUGCAAGCGUUGGUGCCGCAUCAUCUCUAACCCCGGCUUCCGCCACCGAUUCCGUGAGCUCCACCCUAGGCCCGCCAUGCUUGGCUUCCUCCGGAACCAAGGAACAGUGUCCUCCUUCGUGCCCACCUCCUCCUUCCGCCCGCCACGCUGCAGGUGUUACACACAUGCCACUCGCCGCAACUUCCCCACAAUCGACGCUCGCCAUGGCCGCGUCCUCCUCCACAGCGUGUCCUGGAAGCUAGGGGAAAACCCCCUGAAGAAUCCCUUCGUGGUGUGGGACCCCAUCGCCGGUGAGCGGAGGGAGCUGCCCCUGCUGCCAUGGUCCUCCAACCCUUAUAGCUGGAACGCCGCCGUGCUCUGCGCCUCGACCGGUGCCUGCAACCACCUCGACUGCCGCCAUGGACCCUUCCUGGUGGUCCUUGUGGGCACUGACCAGGAGGGGAUGUUUGCCUGCGUCUACUCAUCGGAGGCUGCUGCGUGGAGUGAGCGGACCUCUGCACACUACCCAGGUCAUGAAAUCAUUUUGAUGCCGAGUGCCCUUGUAGGGAAUGCACUCUACUUCAUGUUUUGGUACAGCGAAAGUAUCUUGAAGUAUGAUUUGGGCACACAUGAAAUGACUGUGAUCCCAGUGCCUGUAGAGUGCUCCUUUCGACGCGUUGUCCUUAUGACUAGAGACGACGGUGAGCUGGGACUCGCCUACAUGGAGAACUUGAGAUUGUACCUGUGGUCAAUGGUGGAGUGUCCUGACGAUGAAGAGAAUGUGGAAUGGGCAGAGAGAAAAGUCAUUGAGCUUAGGACAUUACUUCCUGAUGAGGCCCUCUCAGCGGACUCACUUGAUGUAGCUGGCUUUGCGGACGGCGCUUCGGUCAUCUUUGUGCGGACAGAUGGGGGCCUUUUCACUAUUGAUCUCGAGUCCUACCGUGUCACAAGAGUUUGCGGAGAAGGUUGGUACUACGGCAAUUUCCCCUACGUGGGCUUCUGCACUCCAGCAUUGGAAGCAGCCUCUACAAUUGUGGGACCAGCAACAGGCACUUCAAACAUCUGA